Molecule: messenger RNA, 3003 nt
Organism: Synchiropus splendidus (mandarinfish)
Lineage: Eukaryota; Metazoa; Chordata; Actinopteri; Syngnathiformes; Callionymidae
Gene: gpr45
Product: G protein-coupled receptor 45
Exons: 3
Coding region: 877-2028 (383 amino acids)
Biological process (GO): G protein-coupled receptor signaling pathway
Cellular component (GO): membrane
Molecular function (GO): G protein-coupled receptor activity
Source: RefSeq, a predicted model, not a curated record
GAUCCGUUUCCACUGUUCGAGAGAGAUUCAAUCGCGUUUGAUGCUGUGUUCACCGUAAAUACUGAACGCUACCGUGACAUGUGUCCUGACAUGUCACUGUUAAAAUGUGUAAGCCGAUGUAAAACACUGACCGAGAUUCAUAUUUGAGUUGUAUUUGAGGGCGUACGUCGUUCAUAAUGGAUCGAUGUGUCAACUACCGUUUGUGAUUCAAGAAAAUGUGUUGUGUAAUUGUUGAACGAUAUCUAAUCUUAUGUGGAUGUGAACAUACGUUAGAAACUGAAUACAUCCAGUGGGAAAAAAACAUACAAAUACUCCAACAAUGUUCAACAGAUAUGUUGAACUUUUUCAAAACGUUUCACAUCUUAUUCUUGAAUAUAUUAAUACACGUGUGUAUUUUUCUAAAUCGACUGACAAAAGUUCUGUCUUAAAAAUCGGGAUGCAGUUAACGUUUUUUAUUUGUAAAUGGAAUUAAUAUUGAUUAUAAAAUCAGGUAAUUGAAAGACUAUGCAUUUUUCCAUGCCUUUCAGUCAUGAUUAAUCGAAUUUGUGUGAGCCGAAGUGCCAUGCAGAAACUAAUUUGUCACAGCACUGAGGAUGAGAGUAUGGAUGCUUGUUUCCAUGGCGCCACUGACCCUGUUGUCAUGACAACCAGCAGCUUCAGACGAGCUGGAUUUAUUUCAGCUGUCGAGGCCGAUCUGGCUGAGGUGACUUUGUUUUCCCACCACAUGGGGGCGUCCACGUCAACACUCGACCUGAGGCUUCUUCAGGAGCUGCUCCUUUAGCGCCAUCCAGCCAUGAACUGCGGGGACCUGGUAUGUGGACGGCUCGCUGACGUGAGAACCUGCUGCUGGCCUUCUGAUUGAGCUCGAUCUUCAACAUGGCGUUCUGCAAUGCGAGCAUUCUGGACGGCUGUGAGUUCAUGGAGCUGGACGGCGUGGACCAACCGGUCAGCAGCCUUCCAUCGGACCCUGGCACCCCUCUCAUGUCUGUCGCUCUCCGUGUGACCCUGGCCGCCGUCAUGAGCUUCAUGAUCACCAUUGGCUUCCUGGGUAACGCCAUAGUGUGCCUGAUAGUUUACCAGAAACCGGCCAUGCGCUCAGCCAUCAACCUGCUGCUGGCCACCCUGGCCUUCACCGACAUCAUGCUCUCCUUGCUCUCCAUGCCCUUCACUGCCGUCACCGUUGCCAGUGGCGAGUGGAGUUUUGGGAGCAGCUUCUGCCGUGCGUCCAUCAUGCUUUACUGGCUGUUCGUCCUGGAGGGUGUGUCCAUCCUCCUCAUCAUCAGCGUGGACCGCUUCCUCAUCAUCGUGCAGCGGCAGGACAAGUUGACGCCUCACCGGGCCAAACUGCUGAUCGCUGGCUCGUGGAUGCUGAGUGUUUGUGUGUCGCUGCCCUCACUCGUCGGGUGGAGGACAAGCACGGGGGACGUCCAAGUGCAGCAGUGUGUGCUGGGCUACAGCGAGUCUCUAGCAGAUCGUGGCUACACGAUACUGCUUGCUGUGGUGGUUUUCUUUGUCCCCUUCUCGGUCAUGCUCUACUGCUACAUGUGUAUCCUCAACACCGUUCGGCGGAACACGCUUCGUAUCCACAGCCACACCAGCGAACACUCCUGCCUGCCUUCACGCAACCCAGCCAACAAAAUGCGGCUUAACGGCCUACAGCGCCCCCCUCAGAUCAAGGUGGACAUGAGCUUUAAAACGCGAGCCUUCACCACCAUCCUCAUCCUUUUUGUGGGCUUCUCGGUGUGCUGGCUGCCUCACACGGUGGUCAGCCUGCUGGCCGUUUUCAGCCGACGCUUCUACACCAGCUCCGUGUUCUACCCAGUCAGCAUCGGCGCGCUGUGGCUCAGCUACUUGAAGACGGUUUUUAACCCCGUCAUCUAUUGCUGGAGGAUCAGGAAGUUCAGAGAGGCCUGUCAGGAGUUCAUCCCCAAAAGCUGCAGACUUUGUCCCAGGGUGGCGGGACGAAGCCGAAGGAGAGUGAGACCCAGCAACAUCUAUGUUUGCAGUGAGAGCCAGUCCACAGUGUAGCUGUGGCCAUCAGACUUUAUGAAACCACCCUCUGCGCAUCGCUGGAUGGUUUGCACUUUCAGAUUUGUUUGGUCUUGGGUGGUACUGUGGUCCCCUUCUACGGAAAAAAUGAGGACCACUUGUAUUACUUUCUUUUGACAUUAGCAUCGCAAUUUUCACUCUCAUGAGAACUGAGGCCAUUCGGUUUUCAUCUGCUCAUUGUGUUAUAUCGCACAGUUCUGACUUUGGCCCACAGAGUGAUCUCUGUACUUGUCCGACCAUCUUCAAUGUUGUUGCUGAAAAGAAAAUUGAUGGCAAUUUCUGGUGUGCAAUUAAGAUAGUAAUAGCACUUGUGAAAAAAAUGCUGCUUUGGCCAAGUUCUUUGGUGUGUUACAAAAUGUUGGAAAUGUUGUACUGUGGCAGUGUAAGUAAUUGACUGCAAGAUGGAUUCUUUUAUUAUUUUUGUUAUCGAUUUCUUAUGUUAAACUUGGUAUGUCUCAAAUGAGAUUUCCAGCGUUUGUUCUUGGAGGUCCACACAACAGCUGGGAGUGCUGCAGUUCAAAAUAACAAAGGAUUCACUUUUCUAUCCAAUGAGGAAGUUUGAGGAUGGGCAUGUUAUUUUUUUUUUCAAACCUUUUGAGAGAAAAGUCAAAUAUAGUUUUUUUGGCAUAAUUUUUGGGAUCGUAUUUUCAACCCAGGUCUGGAAUUCCUUAGGUGGCGCCUGCUUGUGCGAGUUUUUGGUGUGCAACCAAAUGUUGAUCAUUAUCGUGCAAUAAAUCAUCUUUUAUUGUUAAUAGUUUGAAACGCAAAUAAGAUAAAAUAAAUGACUGAAGUAUGUUUAUGGUUAUCAUAAGUAACAGAAAAAAACAAUAUUGUUAUGAGACUGUUAAAGUGAUGUGAUUGUUUUUUUCUGCUUCACUCUUGUUGACAUACGCAGUAACUUUCAUUCUGCAGAAUAAGAACAUUCAACGAAUAAUAAACAGAAUAUAAUUAUUG